Messenger RNA from Dovyalis caffra, 426 nucleotides. The record is from the annotation of a GenBank genome assembly. NCBI's taxonomy places the organism in Eukaryota, Viridiplantae, Streptophyta, Magnoliopsida, Malpighiales, Salicaceae.
AUGUAUGCUGAUCGCGUAGACGCUGCAGCGAAGACUUCAAUAAGGGAUCGCCUUAAUGGCAAUUCCAUUGGCGACUCCACUCGCCGCCGUCAAAUUACCGGCAAAAGGGAGAGGCUAGAUGAUAAAUGGGAACAUGAUCUCUAUGACGAUGAUGGACCACGUGUUUCAAAUCGGAAAAUUGAUGCUCGAGAUCUUCGAUUAAAGCUCCAAAGGAAAAGCUUCCAGCAAGCAUCUCCACGUUCAGGUGUGAGGGAUCUGCGUGAAAAACUAUCGGGGACAAUGUAUUCAAAGCCUGCGAAUGUUGAUCCACCCAGAAUAGCUGUUGCUAAACCAGCCAGGAAAAGUGUUGUCGUUGAAGCUCCUGAACCAGAGAUUAAAAAAACUGCCAAUGUGGCUUCUGGAAAAAGAUCUCAGCAGAAGGCAUAA